UUAAAACAUGCUUUAUAGCUAUUUCUGCUCCACAAAGAAAUAAAAACAUGAAGCUUUUAACAGGAAAGUUUAAUUUCUCAAGACUUCAAGUCAGUCGUCUUCUAACUGAAGAACCACCCCAGGCAGAAUGUAUCUGUAUGCAGACAAUCAUGAAAAAAGCAAAAGCAAAGUCCUAAGGACUAAGAUUUGAGUAGCCUCGUAUAUUUAACGUUAUUUUUAGCUUGUCUGCAUCGUAACUGCAUUUGGCCUUCUGUGUGCCGCCCUAAGCCUUUAGAUGGGAAUGCCUCAUUCAUUAGCUAGUAAUCGAGUGGCUAUUUCAAGAGGUCCACGAUCGUGAAGGGCUUGGAAUCGCGCGUGUUCUUACAAAUGAGCCCCCACCCACCCAGAUUUCCCUGUCGUGCCUCCUUCCAUGCACACAGCAGCACAUGGUUACAAUCAAGCCCAUAAAUCAGGCGCCUCCGAUCGAAUAGUCCGAAUUAAGCACACAUGCACAUCAGACUGGGGCUGGCUGCUGUUGCAGCAGAAGAAGCGAGAGAAACAGUCACACAUCAGGGGGAUGGAUGGACCCAACAAUCCUCUAUAGUGAUCAAUAUCUGACUGUCUUUUGCAAAUCGCUGCAGUGCUUCACAGGUGUGCACUCGAGUAUUCUCAUACGGAUUGAUUCAGCUGGAGCCACAUGUCACAUGUGCUUCAUAGGAAGAACCGGGGCAUCAUCUGCUGCAAGCUGGAUCUGGAGGAGGAUGCUGCGGCAAGUGAUACACAGAGGGCUGAAAUCUUCUUUCUACUGGCUGGGUUUGUUCGUGAGCAGGCAUCCGGUGUUCUUCCUCACCGUUCCCGCAGUCCUGACCAUCAUUUUCGGAUUCACGGUGCUGAGCCGGUUUAAGCCCGAAACGGACCUGGAGAUCCUGGUCGCCCCGACGCACAGCCUCGCGAAGAUCGAGCGGAGUCUCGCCAACAGCCUCUUCCCCGUCGACCAGUCGAAGCACAAGCUGUACUCGGACCUACACACCCCCGGCAGAUAUGGAAGACUCAUUCUGCUGGCCAGAUCCGGGGGAAAUAUCCUGGAACUGGCCGAGCAGGUGCUCCAGGUGCACAAGAAGGUCCUGGAUAUGCGUGUCAAUUAUAAAGGCUUCAAUUACACUUUCGCGCAUCUCUGUGUCCUGAGCCACCGGGACAGGAGAUGCCUCCUGGAUGAUAUCAUCACCAUAUUCGAAGACAUUCGCUUAGCUGUUCUGUCUAACAGCACUUUUUCCAAGGUCCCCGUGAGCUAUCCAAAUACAACAUUAAAGGAUGGUCGAGUGUCCUUUAUUGGCCAUCAGCUGGGGGGCGUGGCCUUGCCUGUAAAUAGCCGGGAUCAACAAGUCAAGUUUGCUCGUGCCAUCCAAAUAACAUACUACCUCCGCAACCUUGGACCAGUGGUGCAGGACAUCAUUUCUGAGAAGUGGGAGAGUGAAUUCUGUAAGCUGGUGCACCAGCUGGCCACAGACAGCCAGGAACUACACAUCCUGUCACUUACGUCCUUCAGCUUAUGGCGGGACUUCCACAAGACAGGCGUGCUGGCCAAGAGCGAGGUACUGGUCAGCUUGGUGCUGGUGCUCCUGGCAGCCACCAUCUCCAGCUCUAUGCGGGACUGCUUGCGUGGGAAACCCUUCCUGGGCCUGUUGGGGGUCCUUACCAUCUGCAUCGCCAACGUGACGGCAGCUGGGAUUUUUUUCAUCUCUGAUGGGAAAUUUAACUCUACGCUGCUUGGGAUCCCCUUUUUUGCCAUGGGUAAGUGCGGCUUUGUUCACGGAGACUGCGGUGAUUGUAUGUAG
This is a messenger RNA of Carassius auratus (goldfish), 1814 nucleotides long. Its product is annotated as patched domain-containing protein 1-like. Lineage: Eukaryota; Metazoa; Chordata; Actinopteri; Cypriniformes; Cyprinidae. The coding region runs from base 561 to 1814 and encodes 417 amino acids. Gene Ontology annotation, cellular component: membrane. The transcript has 2 exons. The record is from RefSeq and is a predicted model, not a curated record.